Molecule: messenger RNA, 804 nt
Organism: Aureobasidium namibiae CBS 147.97
Lineage: Eukaryota; Fungi; Ascomycota; Dothideomycetes; Dothideales; Saccotheciaceae
Exons: 1
Coding region: 1-804 (267 amino acids)
Molecular function (GO): protein binding
Source: RefSeq, a predicted model, not a curated record
AUGGGUCCUAGACAUUAUGUCCCAGCUGAAGAUUUUACUGACUAUCCCCCCAGAGCUGCUGUUGCUGGCCCCACCGCCAAAGUCGUCGUCGGCUCGGGAGCAAACGCCAAACCUUUCUACGUACACAAACAGCUGCUUUGCGACUCGUCCACCUAUUUCACGACUGCUCUCAACGAUGGCUUCGCCGAAACAAAGCACCAGACCAUCAAAUUGGAUGAUGAAGAUCCUGACAUCUUUCUCACUUAUGUUCUCUGGCUCUACGGGGGCAAGCUAAGCAGGGAAGCACUGCCCUCUGAUCAAACCGAGGGACCGUUUGAGAAUCAUCUGUUCAAGCUCUAUGUCUUCGCCGAUAAACGAGGCGUCAAGAAUCUGGCCAACAACACAAUCACGAUGCUGGCCGCACACUGGGUGCAGAAGUGUGUCACCAUGAGCGAGGUUGCGUGGGUCGUUCUUCUUCUCUCGCCUAACGAUAAGCUGUACGAGCUCAUUCAGGACCACUUGAUCCUUGAGCUGCGAGAAGAAAUACUGGAUGAGCCCAAACAUCUUCUUGCUGCUAUGGAUCUUCCUAAAGAGUUCUUGUUCAAUCUUCUCAGAAGAAGUGGCAAACUCGGAAAGCAAUUUGAGCGAGCCCAUCACUGCUUCGAGGCAGUAUGUCACUAUCACUGUCACCAGGGUCCAGGUAUCGUAAGUCGGGAGGAUUGCAUUCUUAGCAUCGAGGCUGGAGACAACAUCUACGACAAUUGCGAAAGGCUCGAGGAUAUAGAGCAGUGUGCUUGGAAAGGAAAUGUGUCCCAAGGUCACUAG